Molecule: messenger RNA, 2267 nt
Organism: Wasmannia auropunctata (little fire ant)
Lineage: Eukaryota; Metazoa; Arthropoda; Insecta; Hymenoptera; Formicidae
Gene: Dh44
Exons: 5
Coding region: 403-936 (177 amino acids)
Cellular component (GO): extracellular region
Molecular function (GO): hormone activity
Source: RefSeq, a predicted model, not a curated record
GAGUCAUAUAUAUAGGUAUCAACGUAAACUAAUUAUUUCGUCUCGCCGAUGUUUACCGAUGUUAUUAUAUUUCGUCGGGGAAGAGAUCGUGGAUUGCCGAAAAGAAGAGGAGAGUCAGAUGCGGGAUGUUCACACAUCCUCUCUACUUUUUUCACAUUUGAUAAACGAGCUGGAAAGAACAACAUGCAGAUCAUCGAGAUUGAUGAGACUAGCCGACAUUGUGGCUUAUCGAGAUUGGCUGACAGUGCGCUCAGGAAAUGCGAGAAUCACAAGCGUGGAAACGGUAAAUCGAGACGACGCGCUCACAUGUCGGACCAUAAAAUUACUCGUUCUACUUCUUACUACAAUUGAUGACGCUCGUUUCAACAAACGCGCAAUGAUUGAUGAGCGACAAAAAAUUCGAUGAACGUUAUUAAUUUACAUUCUUCCUGCACGAUGAUACUACUUGGUAUCUUGGCGUCGACGACGAUAAUCGGACUCACAAGUUCCGCCCCUCUGUCGUCGUACGAAAGAAGGGACGUGUCAGACGAUCGUCCCAAAAUAUUCCUGUUGAUCGAUCAAAGAAUACCAGAAUUGGAGGACGAGAUGCUGAAUUCGGAGAACGAUCUCGGGCCAGACGUGAUGCGCACCAAGAGAAUCGGAUCUCUGUCGAUCGUAAACAAUUUGGACGUGCUCAGGCAGAGAGUCCUGCUCGAGUUGGCUCGCCGAAAGGCAUUGCAAGACCAACGGCAGGUCGACGAGAAUCGUCGCUUCCUCGAGAGCAUCGGUAAGAGGUCGGUAUCGAACGCCGGCAGAAUCGCGAGAUCCGGCAUGAAGAGUAACCGCGGACGGUCCGCAGCAUCCGAUAGAAACGAGUGGACCGAAGAGAACAACCGCUUGUUCCGCGAGUCGCAAGACGAUCGGACGGUACAGGCUAAUGAGCUUCGUGUGCUGUAAUCGCGCCUCUCGGCAUGCGAAGAAGAACUACAGAUCCGAUAUAUCUUAGCUUUACUAUAUGCGACUUUUAAUCAUCCAUUAAGUUAUUUUUGUCUGCUUGUCUUCUUUCCGCUACUUGCCUAUCCUCGUUUAGCAGAUAGUCCGAGUCCCGCCAGCCGUGGCUGGCGGUAUGUAUGUCCAAAAAUUGCUGAAUUUUACAAUCGCCAACAAACAACGCGGGGGGAGGGGGGUGGGGCUGCUAACGCGACUAACCCUCUCUAAUGGAUUCAAUCGAGAAACCGAAACGUUUCGUUCCACACAGUAUUCGUCCCUCCCCUCUCCAAUUCGCCGUUAAUUUUAGCGUUUAUUUAUUGAGUUAGGUUGUAAAUGAAUUCGAUGUAAAAACAGCCGUGCGUCACGGAAGCUGGCAGGCAAUGGGAAUCGCGAUCGCGCAUCGUUCGGGGGAUGCGACCGAUUCGACUGGCGCGCGUAACGUUCCAAAGAGACGUACAAAGAUCUGAGCUUUACGUAUAUAAAGCUUUACUUCCGUCUUCCUCCGCGUCCGAAAUCCCCUUCGCGGAGAAAGGCGUAACGAGGCAGUAUUAUAACAUUGUGAUCUCUCGUUUAAGCUGUGUCUUCUGUUCUUCGGCAGAGAAUACCUGACGCCCGAUCCUUUAGCGUGUGUUACUAAUUAUUAUAAUUCUCGAGUCCACCACCGCGCUUUACCGAUAUAUACUACCUACCGAAUAUAUACAUUCGUAGCGGACGAUAUAAUGAGUAUACACGGAGUCGAUUGAACUUACGCAGUUUCACUUUCGCCAACUAUUAAAUGUACAAAUACCUCGUUGUAUCGAUAGUUUAUCGCCUCUCCGCACCGUACAAACGUCCGGCGCCGAUCGUCGGACGGGAGGCGCUCAUAUGUGUGUACCUGCUGUCUACAAUUCUGAGGGAAAUUCUAUUUUCUGCGUAUAGCGUACACUAAAGAGAGACUAAUUCCACAGAUUCGCAAAUGUAAGGGAAUCGAAAAAAAAAACUUGUAAAAGGAUCCGGAGAUCAGAUAUACUGUUAAUGUUAAGAAAGACUAUUAUAAUACACGAUAAGAUUUUCAUUGAUAAAAGUACAAGAUUGUAUCCCAAAUGGUUAUAAUUUAGAAAUAGUUUUAAUGUUGAUAUGACUUUCGUUUCGUGCCAUUCCCGCAGUUAUGUAUUUAUUCCUGUGCCAUUACGAAAGUACAAAAAAAAACAGGCGAUUAUCAAUUGUGUAAAAAUAAAAUGUCUAACGCAAUGCAUGAGAUUGAAAGUUUCGCGGAUAAAUAAAACGUGUAUAUGCAUUAUUAAAAUAAUUAUUUAAUA